AUGGGAGAAAGAAGUCCGCAGAUUCAAGAAAAUAUGGCAGAAAGGCCUAAAGAAUAUGAAGAAGUUAUGGCAACACCAGAUGUUCAUAGAGUGGCGAUGGAAUUCCAGAGGGCUGAAGAGAAUUACGAAAAAUAUGCGGCGAAUCUUGAAGAGAAGCCGAACAAGGGUGAAGUUCUGUGUUGGUAUUUAUAUGGACUGUGUUCGUAUUUUGUUCAUACUGUUCUGAUUCCAAUUGUGUUCCCCCUCAUCAUCAGCCAAACCGUGUCCAUGCCACAUGAGCCUCAACGAGGUUGGUUGAAGAGCUAUAGGGAUUUGAAGUGCAGGAAGAAUGAAAUGCAACUAUAUGAAGGACUAAUACAACGGUCCAUCAGCGUCAGUAACAAGAGUUUCUCCCCAUUAGAGUGGACUUCGAUUUCAUGGUUUACAGGACUCAUUCUUUCCGCACCUUUACUUGCCGUUGUCUCACUUCACCUUGAUUAUGACACAAACCCGCAACUAAUACCCGGGGUAGCAACAGGUCUUGGAGUCAUCUUCUGCCUGCCUGCAGGAUUCUUCCGAAAGUCAUGGAUACUUACAGUAUACAUAGCCAUUAUUGUAGCGGCUAACACUAUUGGUGCAGCCUACCAUGCCCGCCACCUCGGCCUAAUGAUCAGAGGAUUCCUCGGUUCGACCAUAACUAAAACCCGUUUCCCAGAUAGGAGAGUUUUUGGUAGUUAUCUAUCCCUUUACAGCACCUCAGCUGGGUGCUUGGGUGCUGCCAUUAUAUCUUCAUUCACGUACCAUAUGCUUGGAAGGGAUGAUCACUUCACUGCCUUAUGGGUUGUGUCGAUUUUCAGUGGCCUAAUAUGGGGUGUCGGAUUGGUUCACAUUUUCAGUGCUAAUAGGCCUAGUGCAAGAGCCUUUUCAUCAUCAAAUUCUGUACCAAAAGUCCAUGCCUUGUCAAUUUUCAAGUACCCUUAUGGAGUAGGAAGCCUUGCUGCGGUAUUCCUUUCAUCUUUCUCAACAAUGUGCAUUUUUGCAGGAGGGAUACUUUAUGCAAUUGGCUACCUUUGCCUCGAACCACAUAACGUAUUAUUUCUAUGGUUGACAUAUUUCAUGGUUCCUUUACUUUCCCUUUCACUGCUCCAUCCAUUACAGCAGAUAAUGAAGGCAGAUGCCAUGAAAAUGAAGCUUCUUGGCUUCUUAUUAGCAACGCUUACUUCCGGUUAUGGAUUCUAUUUCCACAAACACAAUUGGCAGAUAAAACAUUUGCUUGUUUUUGCUGCUAUCCAAAGCACUGCAACUGGUCUGCUGCAUGCAUUUGGAAGGCUUCUUUGGUUAGAAUGUUCACCUGCAGGAAAAGAAGGGACCUUUUCAGUAUGGUUUUCGUGGGUGAGAGGAUUAGGCACCUGUGCAGGUUUUGCUAUUGCAACAGCUGCGCCUGGAAACAUUGGAAGGUCGUUUGGCAUAGCAUUUUGGGCUGGGAUUACUGGGAUGGUUAUUUUGAUAUUUGCCAAUAUCACUAGUCUUGGAGCAGCCAAAGCAGCAGGACUUGUGAUAGAAGAUAGCGAGAAAGCUUCGCACUCAUAUGGCUGGGAUAAUGGCAUCGACAUACAGGGCUCAGUUAUAAUAGAUACACCAACUCAAGGGAAGAUUUGA
Messenger RNA from Fraxinus pennsylvanica, 1638 nucleotides. Lineage: Eukaryota; Viridiplantae; Streptophyta; Magnoliopsida; Lamiales; Oleaceae. The record is from the annotation of a GenBank genome assembly.